AUGGGACGUAUUCUAAUUGCUAAUCUGUUCCUACCUUCUACGGUAGGCUUCUCCUUCGAUACCGUACCUAGAGAUGCGCUCGGUUCGCGUUUCCUUCAACGCGAUGAAUCCAAGGAUUGGAUCGAAGACGCUCCGCUCGACGAAAAUGCCAUUCUCUCCGAAGAAGAAGAGGACGUGGAAGACUCUGAUGAUGAGCGUGGUACCGUGCUCUCUGAUCUCCCUGAAGAAGUUGACUCUUCUUCCAGACCUUCCUCCCUCCAUGCCUCUAAUGCUUCCAUGAGUAAACUCCGCAGCCACGCUGGUACCCCAACUGGCACCGGUAGUCCUAAAUUAGAUGACUCCCUUAGUAACCUCCAACGGUUAUUGAAAUCAAGGGGUCGCCGGCAUCAAGCCUUGAACGAUGAAGAAGGUCUCUCUUUACCUCCCUCUCGUCAUCAAUCUCCUCCCCCAUCUAAUGUCUUAGCCUCUUACAAACGCCGUAGCUCCAGUGACCGCGAUAUGCAAUCGUUUGCGCGUCGUGCCUCCCGUUCGCUUUCCUUCUCUACUGGCCCUGGGGCAAAUCUCAAUUCCCGCCGUAUGACCUUUGACGCCGAGGCUUGGCAGAAAAUUAGUUAUCGAAUCCUCCCCAAUUCCUACGGAAAUGCUAGCUUUUAUAAUGCUGUGAAUGCCGCAGACCGCACAGGAAAAUUUAGCGAUUAUGUCUAUAUCGGUACUUCUGGUGUCCCCACUGAUUCUCUUCCUGAUGUAGUAAAGAAAAAAAUUGCUGAUGAUUAUCGCAAUGGUCAUAAGUCCAUUGUCGUUUAUCCUUCCGAUACAGAUUUUGUCGGUCACUACAAUCACUACUGUAAAAAUAUUCUCUGGCCCACUUUCCACUAUCAAAUCCCCGAUAAUCCCAAAUCCAAGGCCUAUGAAGAUCAUUCUUGGUCCAACUAUGUCAAGGUCAACCAAAACAUUGCCGAUGCAAUUAUCGCUAACUAUCGCGAAGGUGACAUGGUUUGGGUAAAUGACUAUCACCUCCUGCUUGUUCCUCAGAUUGUUCGCGAACGUAUUCCAUCAGCUAAAAUCGGGUUCUUCUUGCAUAUCCCCUUUCCCUCUUCUGAAGUUAGCCGUUGUCUUGCUACUCGUCAAGAAAUCCUUCGCGGUAUGCUCGGUGCAAACAUCCUCGGUUUCCAAAUCCCUGAGUUUGCCUAUCAUUUCCUCCAAACCUGUUCGCGUCUCAUCAAUAUCGACAUUCGCAAGGAUGGCACUGUUUCUUUGGAUGGUCGAAAAGUAGAAAUUGUCGCCCUCCCUAUUUCCAUCGACCCCACUGCUCUAGAUAAGCAACUUUCUAGCACCCAAGUUCAACACUGGAUUCGUGUUUUGCGAGAUCGUUUUAAGGGAAAGCAUAUCAUCCUGUCACAUGACAAACUUGAUCCCAUUUGCGGUCUUCGCUCCAAGCUUCUUUCUUUUGAGAUUUUCUUGCACAGAUACCCAGAGUAUCGGGAAAACACUAUCCUUCUUCAAAUCGCUCCUGAAUCCCUUCAAGAUAAUUCUCAUCUGCCCCUUAUAUCCGACAUUGUAACCCGAAUUAAUUCGUCCUACUCCAACAUUGCUUCUCGCCAUGUCCCUGUUAUUUUGUUGAGACAAAAGAUUAACAUAUACCAAUUUUUGGCUUUGAUGACUAUUUCCGAUGCCCUUAUUGACAAUUCUCUGCGUGAAGGAAUAAGUUUGACGAGUCAUCAGUUCAUCUAUGCUCAACGCGAACGCCAUAGGCCCUUGAUCUUGAGUGAGUUCGUUGGUAGUUCAGCAAUUUUGGGACAUAAUGCCAUUAUUGUUAAUCCUUGGGAUUACUCCAAUACUGCCAACGCCUUCUACAGUGCCUUAUCUAUGUCUCCUGGUGAAUGUGAAGAGAGAAGCAAAAUAAUGUGCAAUCUUAUUCUUCGUCAUGAUGCUCUUUCUUGGGCCAUUACAUUUGCUACUCUCAUUAAAGAAUCUUGGAAGGAACAGCAGGCAAGUGAUAAGAACAAGCUUACCUUCAGUGCAGAUCUUAUCCUCGAUCCUUAUCGUAAUGCUAAGAAGCGUCUUAUUUUCCUUUACUUUGAGGGCACUAUUACGUCUUGGGGUUCUCAAAACCAGAGUGUGACAAGUGGCUUACAGAGAACGAUAAACCUUUUGACCAAUUUGACUGCCGAUCCUAAGAAUUUAGUGUAUAUUGUCAGUGCUCUUGGUCGACAAGAGUUAGAUCAACUUUUCCAGCGUGUUCCAAGAUUGGGUCUUGUUGCUGAAAAUGGCUGCUUCACACGUUCACCUCCGACUUCUGAUACCUUGCCUCCAUCUGAGCAGCAAAUAGCUUCUUUAUGGAAGAAUGAAAUGAAGAAUGUUGAUCUCAGUUGGAUGAAGACUGUUACUGAGAUUUUUGAAUACUAUGCUGAGCGUACACCAGGAAGCUAUGUAGAAGAAAAAGAUGCCAGUGUCGUUUUACAUUUGAGAGAAGCAGAAGAUUCGGAGUUUGCUUCUUGGGCGGCUAAGGAAUGCUGUGAGUCAGUUAAUAACUUUGAUAUUCCUUGCCAUGCUACGAUUCAGAACGACACGGUCGUUUGUCGUUCCAGCAAAGUAUCCAAACGUGUGGCUGCAGAAGACAUUUAUAAGUCUUAUGGUGCAGACUUUGAUUUUAUUUUUUCUGCAAGCAACGAAACAGAUGAUGACUCUGUUUUCCGCUGGAUUACCGGAUUCAAACACACGGGACCCAAGCCUCCAUUUACGCAUACAGUAUACGUAGGUGAUCAUGAUUAUAGUAAUCAUUCUGAUUCGGAAAGUUCAGGUGUUUUUGGAUUUUUGCAGGCAUUUGAAAAAGUCUUUACUUGA
This is a messenger RNA of Schizosaccharomyces cryophilus OY26, 2844 nucleotides long. Its product is annotated as alpha,alpha-trehalose-phosphate synthase. Gene Ontology annotation, cellular component: alpha,alpha-trehalose-phosphate synthase complex (UDP-forming); cytosol. Gene Ontology annotation, molecular function: catalytic activity. The record is from RefSeq and is a predicted model, not a curated record. Gene Ontology annotation, biological process: trehalose biosynthetic process. The transcript has 2 exons. Bases 1 to 2844 code for a protein of 947 amino acids. NCBI's taxonomy places the organism in Eukaryota, Fungi, Ascomycota, Schizosaccharomycetes, Schizosaccharomycetales, Schizosaccharomycetaceae.